UAUAAAACUAAUGCAAAUUGAAUAUUUAAAAUAAAUGAUUAAAACAUGUCUAAUUCGAUGAUUGCUUCUAUUCAUUCACAACUUAUUCCAUCACAACAAAUCUUAUUGAUUCAAAGUGGAAUUUUAAUAUUAAUAAAUGCGGAAACUUCGGAUUUAAAUCCGAGAGUUAUGUGUACUUCAAAAAGUGAAUCAUACAAAUCAAUCAUCCUAGACUGUCUGAAUAUCAAAAUUAUACUGUGAAAUCUACCAUUUAAAAUGUUAAUUUCUAUUGCGCGUUGCCAAACCAAUAGGACAUGGGACCGAAUACAGCUCAAGUUUGAACUCUUUCCCUUGAUUUACCCUAAGAAAGUCGUUUUUCCUAUAACUUCAUUUCUAUUGGUCACUGCACAACUAAUAGUAUUUCGAUGGAAGUGCAGUACACAUUCGAGCUCCCCAUAUCUGAAAACCUCGAAGUAUCAUCAGUGUGACCGGAAGAUAAAGCUCUAUUUGUGGAUCAAUUAGAUCGUGGACCAAAAUAUAACCUAGUUCUCUUUAAUUGUCCUUGUCAUUGGUAAGUCAACCUUCUUGUUUCUUUAUGUUUUAUAUAUCAUUUUGUAGUUCUUGAAAUUCUCUAUCGAAUGGUAUAUAAUAGUUGGGGUUUUAAUUGACUAUGAUAGGAAAAGUCUUUUACGAAAGUCGCGAUGGGUCCAUUUUUCCACAGAAAGCUAUAGGGAAAAAUGGGUAUUUUUGCAAUAACUCAGGAACGGCUUGGCCGAUCCUUCUCGUCUUCGAACUCGACCGAGACAUUGUCAAGACUAAACUGUGUAGAAAGUUUCAUCGCAAUCUGACUCUGCUGUCAAAAGUUAUCAUGUAAACAGCCAACCGGACGGACGGACACACUGACUAUUCUAUAGUGUACUCACUUUUUGAGUACACAAAACUAUGAUUCAGUUCAAAACUAAUAUCCGAUUCAGAAUCAGCAUUAAAAACUGAGCCGAUUUAUGUAUUUUGUGAAUAAUUAUGAGCAAAAAAUGUUUUUUCGAAAAAUCCCCGUACCCCCCUCAGGGAUGGUCUGGUCAAAAAUCACAAUUUUUUCGAUAACUCAGCCAUUUCUUGACGGAUCCUUCUCAUCUUCGAACUCGACCGAGAUAUUGUUAAGACUGAACCGUAUAGAAAAUUUCAUCGCAAUCUGACUCUCCUUUCGAAAGUUAUCGUGUAAACAGAUGGCCGGACACACUGACCGAUUCUAGAGUGUACUCACUUUUUGACUACACAAAAGUAUGAUAAAUCUAAUGUACCGGUGUCAACAAAAACGACAUUUACAUCAUCUAUUGUUGAUUUUAUAACAGAAUUUAUAAAUGAAAUCAAUGUAUGUACAUAGAGUUUGAUCAUAAAUAUUAUUAGCAGUAUGAUGAGAUUUUAACUACUGUAUGUAUUUCGUGUUGUGCGAGCCAAACUCUAGGAUGGGGAGAACCAUAUAUAUAUUUUUAUUCUACAGUGAUAAACAAUAAUUUUUGUAUCAUGUUUAGGAUUUAAUAGCACAUAUUGACCGUGUACGUCAACAGUUUCGAGCUGCAAAACAAGCAAGACAAGCGGCUAUGGAACAGGAAGAUACAAUUACAAUACAUUUGGAUUGGUCCGAAAACUUCAAAUUGAAACAACCACGACAAGAAAAAGGCGAGUGA
This is a messenger RNA of Rotaria sp. Silwood1, 1664 nucleotides long. Lineage: Eukaryota; Metazoa; Rotifera; Eurotatoria; Philodinida; Philodinidae. The record is from the annotation of a GenBank genome assembly.